Fusarium subglutinans is the source of this 1086-nucleotide messenger RNA. RefSeq lists its product as uncharacterized. Lineage: Eukaryota; Fungi; Ascomycota; Sordariomycetes; Hypocreales; Nectriaceae. The record is from RefSeq and is a predicted model, not a curated record. Bases 1 to 1086 code for a protein of 361 amino acids. The transcript has a single exon.
AUGGGUCAAUCCAUGUCAAGCGAUUUCGAGAGCUUCAACAACUUACCACCUGAGCUUCGGCUGAUGAUUUGGGAAGAAGCUAUUCCGAAGAAAAAGGACACACAUGCGGCCUACAAGAUCUUCCACGACGCCUUCUUACGUGGUCUGCGGUUUAAAAAGCCAGAGGAUGCAGAUGGACCUCGGCCCCUCCUGGAGGCAUGCUACGAUGCUCGUGCAGUGGCAAUGAAGGGUGGAUCGUACAUGACUGUCAAGGACAAAAGAUCUCGAAUAUUCUGCAAAACACUCAGAGGAAUUUUCGAAAAGAGAUACCAUUCCGUUUGGAUUGAUAGUAGCAUUACAACUUUGCACGUACCAAUCGCUGCACUGACAUGUGGACGCAUCACCAAUUUACCAACCAGCAUCCAGGCUAUUGCUUGUAUGGUGCCUACGCCAAAGGGACUCGAAGCCUUGCAAAAUUGCCUCACCCAUGAUCCAGAGUACAAAGGUAUCAAGACCGUGUACCUUGGGAUUGCUGGUAUACCCAUCAACUAUAGCAACGGCGACGACCCAGACUGUUAUCCCUGCACGGAAUCAGAGUCAGCCGUUGUCCCGCUUGACGAUGAGAAGUUGAUCACAUAUCUUGCAUCGGCUUAUAAAGUCCACGUCUCUACGGCGAUCGGUGAUGGUGUGAUUCGUGAGGACGCAUUCCAUCGCAAAAGCGGACUGAGGUUCAAGAAGAGCCUCGAAAAGGACUGGACAUAUCAGCAGAACUUGCGCUCGAAAUGGGACCCCAAGAAUGGCGUCAGGUUACUCCCGGCUGUUAUAUUCGGACAAAAGACGAGGCCAGUAGUACUCUGCACUAGUGGUCGUCUCCGUGGCGCUGCCCUUAAGCUUCAGGUGGGUUGGCGUAUGGCCCAGGCUGACCUUAUGUGGAUGGAUGCGUUUGCCUAUGACAACGGAGCUGGUAAUGAGGACAACCUCAAUGAGCUUCCGUAUCAGAGGCGGGUCCGAAGGGCGGUUCGCAGCGAGAAGGAUAUGCUCCGGGACUUUCACUGGUCACCACACAAUGCCGAAGGAGAGAAAAGAUGGACUGCGUACUUGAGGUAG